UAUACUGGCAUACGGUAGCUUGUAGCAUAACACAAAAAUAGAUUUUUAAACCUGUGUUUUCAUCUUUUCGGAGUUUUAGAUAAUAGAAAUAAAUAUAUUGGAGCAACGAAAAUGGUUUUGACAAUUUCAGGUCAUAAAAUGUGUUGAAAUAUCUGGGAAAAGAGUGAUCCCUCGGAAGAAUUAAAACAGCAAAAUAACAAGUGCAACAUCCCUCACGCACCCUAGCACCGGCUUUAGCGGUACUCAAUUCUCAACACUUAAAAAUGCUGGAUUUUAUGAUCCCAAAGGACCAAAAAAUAUAACAACACUGAAUUGAAAUACGAGUCAACUUUUUACGGCUGUCACACAAAACUUGACACCUGAUGUUGUGUUGUGUAAUGAAGCAUUGAUUUUUACCUGACAACGCUAUAAGAUAAGGAUGCAUCACUUUCUGAGUAUAUUACACUUCGCAGUUGGGCUGCAAUUGAAGAAUUUAGCAGGGAAAUGUAUACUAGAAUUUGGAAAGUUUGUUUGCCACUUUGUUGUAUUGUUUCAUAUUGUUUUAGACCUUAAUUCGGAUAUAAUUGUAUGUCUGUUCAUCAUAUCAUUUAAAGUACAUGAAAUGCCGUAUUAUGGAACGUUUAAUACAACGAGCUGGAUUGAUAUAUUUAGACAAAUAGUUUACAUCGUACUAAUAGCAGUAUACUGGCCUUUGUGCUUUGGUUACGAGGGUCCUAAUUUAACAUCCAUUUCCUUAUAUAUAAUUCUCAGCUGCGUUGAAUGUUUUGGAGACAGUUGUGCUUAUCCUUUCAUUAAUGGAUCAAAUCAAAGCCAUAUUUUUAACAAUUAUCAUGAUAUAUGCACCAUCAUAGCUUAUCUUACAAGCAAGUACAUGUUUGGCUAUUAUAGUUUAAUUGCGUUUAUAUUCACUGUUUUCCACCAAUAUUGUCACUUGAGCUUUGUAUUACCUGUCUGUAAGCAAUUAGAACAUGCUAUUAAGGAGGCAUAUUUGAGUUUACAAUCGUAUAUUGUUCUACGGCAAAGAUUUUUGAAAAAGUAUGGCAGAAGGAAAGUCUGCUGUUAUUUUCUAAUUUUUGUACUGAAAAUAUGUUCUAUGUUGAUGUUUCCAAUAGGAAUAAUCAAAAUGAACCAACAGAUUUCCGUUAUGUUCAGAGAAUACGGUUGGCAACAGACGAUAGAUUUUUCAAAUGAAAGUUUGUUUGAUUAUAGAUCCACUAGCAUGAACAACUAUUCCCAUCCAUUGCUUUAUAGAUUUGAAAAGUGCAUCCAAAACACCUGCACAACAGCAAUAUCUUACAAAACAGAAGAAAGCUAUUUAAGAAUAUGUGACAUGAAGAAAGCCAUAUUAAACGAACAUGUAUUAUUAUCCGUUAAGGAUAUCAAUUGGGAUAGGAGUAGUUUGUAUGUUUGGACUUUUAACGAUAUACCCGUUUCUAAAAUCAGUGAAUUUAAAUAUGUUCAAGUGAAAAAACCACCAGAUUUUUAUUUGAUUAUAAGAAAAGUGAAUACUUAUGACUUUGGAACAUAUACACUUGUAAAACAAAGGCGUAUCAAUCUAAGAAAUUGUGAAAAUACGCCUUUUUACAGGCCGUACAAACAUCUCGUACAAAGUGAGAUUAUAUCGAUAAGAGCCAUAGCAUGUACUCAUCUCUUUGAACAGGAUAGUAAUUUAAUCAUCCAUGCUUCUUUAGGAGAAUUUAUAAAACUGGAUAAUAUAACCGUAGUUAUGGAAAAUAAAGAUGGCUUCUAUGAAUUUCUAAGUGAUUCCUUUUGGCAACGGAUUGAAAAAUGCCAAUGCGGUGCUUUGGCAAAUUCAAUAUUCAAAACAGGUCAGUCAAUGCAAUUAAGUGAUAUUACGGAGCAAUGGCUUGUAAUAAAACUGCACAUGUCAUUUUGCGCCUGUCCUAUCAUAUACAGGAACAAAAAUGAUAUAUUUUUGUACUGGCUGAAUGAAAUUCCCAUGCAUCAUAAAAUUUCUUUUGAACCGCUACUGACUGAUCUUUUUUAUCAAGAAUUUCUUGACGAUUAUAUAUGGUGUGAACGUAUGAACUACAGCUUAAAGACAUUUUACAAAUGCAUUGAUACAUUUCAUUUUCACAAAAAACAUUUUCGGAAUGUAAUUUUAAAACAAUACGAUAUAAUGCAACUAAAGGAAUCUUCAGUCCUCUUCUGUCUUCUAAUGGUCCACUGUUUGUGGUUUAUGAUUUGUCAUUGCAUUCUAGAUAAAUUAUUAUUUCAUAUAUUUCAUACACAAGUUAGAAAUCUUAUAAGUAAUAUGCAUUUGUUGUCAACUAAGCCGUUUGAAUUUGACAUUUAUCUAUCCUACAGUGAUGAAUUUCCAAAUGAUAAAAGCUUCGCCGAAGAUACAAUUAAACAUUACCUAAUAAAAUCCAAAGGGUACAAAGUUUGUGAUUGUGAAAAUGUAAAGCCCGGCCAACACAGACGUAUAGCAUUUGAGGAAAACAUAACCAAAAGUAAAUUGCUGGUUAUACUUCUUUCUGCCGAAUAUUUAAAAAACGAGAUAUGUAUGCAGCUGGAAUAUGAAUAUACUUUGUUAUCUCUUAUUGGAGCAUCGAAAAUAUCUAGAGACAACGUUUUAAUACUUAAAAUGGAUACUUGUCCACGAGACGCUAGACCGUUGACUCAAUUCCACGUGCUUGAUUGGACUGACACGGUAAAUAACUUACGAACGGAGUCAGAAAAGAAGGAGAAACUGCACGAAUGGUUGGUUCAACGUUUAAGAAAACCUGGAAAAUUUAAAAUGUUUUUAAAUUCUUGGGUUCUGUGUCCUAUCUUACGAAUGAUUGGCUUAGAUUUGCAACCAGGGAAUAUUGAAAGACAAUGACAACGAUGAUGGUAUAUUUUAUACUUACAUGAAAACGUGCUUAUUCGGGAGAAUUAUUUAUUAUGUAAGCAUUGUCACUGCUUGUUGUGUAAGAUAACAAUUUUAAUUCAACCUCUUAUAAAAAUAUCGUUUUGUCACUCUUGUGACAAUUAUGAAAACUGUUUGUAAAUUUAGUAUGACUGUAUUAUUGUAUUAAGUUUUGGAAUAUCGGAUAGUAUAUGAUCAUCUUAUCAACUUAUUUAGACAUAUAUACACCCUUAUCGGUGAUUGUUAUCCCCCGUCGAUGAAAUCGGGAGCGGGAUAUUGUUUUGGCGUUGUCCGUCCGUCCUUCCGUCCAUCCGUCCGUCCGAAUUUCGUUUCCGGACUUGUUCUUUGCAACUACUGGCUGGAAUUCAACGAAACUUUAUGGGAAUCAUCAAUAUCAUAUCGUCAGCUUGUUUCGGUCAGACCCUUCUACUCAGUGUUAUGGCCCUUGAUUUGUUAUGCAGUAUGCAUAUAGGGUACAGAUCGUUUUCGCGCUAUUUCUCUGCUACUACUGGCUGGAAUUCAACGAAACUUAAUUGGAACCUUCAAUACUAAGAGGAGAUGCGCAUAUCAUCGCCUUGUUCAGGUCAGACACUUUAACUCAGAGUUAUUGCCCUUGAUAUGUUAUUCAGUAUAAAUAUAGAACAAUAUUCAUUUCCGCGCUACUUCUCUUCAACUACUGGCUGGAAUUCAACAAAACUUUAUGGGAACCUUCAAUACCAAGAGGAGAUGCGCAUAUCGUCAGUUUGUUCCGGUCAGAUAAUUUAACUCAGAGUUAUGGCCCUUGAUUAGUUAUGCAGUAUGCAUAUAGAACAAUAUUCGUUUCCGCUCUACUUCUCUGCAACUACAGGCUGGAAUUCAACAAAACUUUAUGGGAACCUUCAAUACCAAAAGGAGAUGCGCAUAUCGUCGCCUUGUCCCAGUAGACACUUAAACUUAGAGUUAUGGCCCUUGAUGUGUUUUGCAGUAUGCAACCAGAGCAAUAAUUGUUUACGUGCUACUUCUCUGUAACUACUGGCUGGAAUUCAACUAAUUUUUAUGAGAACCUUCAAUUCAAAGAGGAGAUGUGCAUAUCGUCGCCUUGUUCCGGUCAGACACUUUAACUCAGAGUUUUGGUCCUUGAUUAAUUGCGAAGUAUGGAUAUAGAACAAUAUUCGUUUCCACGCUACUUCUCUGCAACUACUGGCUUGAAUUCGAUGAAACUUUAUGGGAACAUUCAAUACCUAGAGAGAAUGCGCAUAUCGUCGCCUUGUUCCGGUCAGACACUUAAACUCAGAGUGAUGACCCUAGAUUAGUUAUGCAGUAUGCAUAUAGAACGAAAUUCGUUCCUGCGCUACUUCUCUGCAACUACUGGCUGGAAUUCAACAAAAGUUUAUGGGAAAAAUUAAUAUCAAGAGGAGAUGCGCAUAUAGUUGGCUUGUUCUGGUCAGAGUCAGACACUUUAACUAAGAGUUAUGGCCCUUGAUUAGUUAUGCAGUGUGCAUAUAGAGCGAACUUUAUGGCGACCUGCAAUACAAAGAGGAGAUGCGCAUAUCAUCGCCGUGUUCCUGUCAGACACUUUAACUCAUAGUCAUGGCCCUUCAUUAGUUAUGUAGUAUGCAUAUAGAGUAAUAAUUGUUUCCGCGCGACUUGUCUGCAACUACUGGCUGGAAUUCAAUUAAACUUUAUGGGAACCAUUAAUACCAAGAGGAGAUGUGCAUAUUGAUGCCUUGUUGAAGUUGUUCAGACCAGACCCUUCAUUACAGAAUUAUUGCCCUUGAUUACUUAUGUAUUAUGCAUAUAGAGCAAUAUUGUUAUUUCUUUGCAACUGAUGUAUUGAUUUCAACAUAACUUUAUGGCAACCAUGGAUACACAAAGGCAAUUUACAUCUCAUUGACAUGUCCAGAUAUUACUAUUUAACACAAAGUUAUGGCUCUGUUAUUGCCAUGAAUAUUUAUCAAGUACAAAGAAUAUUACUGUUUAUGCCAUUAUAAAUAAAUAAAUAAAGCCUUAUGUCUUCAGUUGUUGUGUUAGUAAUAACCAGUACUCGGUGGGGAAUAUAAAUUCAACGAAUUUGCUUGUUGGUAUUGCAUAACUCUAUGACGUUAUAGUUGGAAUUAAUGUAAUGGCUCUACAGUGAUGGGUAAACGACGAUUAGUUGACCCAGUGAC
This is a messenger RNA of Ruditapes philippinarum (Manila clam), 5019 nucleotides long. RefSeq lists its product as uncharacterized. The record is from RefSeq and is a predicted model, not a curated record. Bases 419 to 2845 code for a protein of 808 amino acids. The transcript is spliced from 3 exons. Gene Ontology annotation, biological process: signal transduction. Lineage: Eukaryota; Metazoa; Mollusca; Bivalvia; Venerida; Veneridae.